This is a messenger RNA of Theobroma cacao (cacao), 741 nucleotides long. RefSeq names its product nascent polypeptide-associated complex subunit beta-like. The record is from RefSeq and is a predicted model, not a curated record. Lineage: Eukaryota; Viridiplantae; Streptophyta; Magnoliopsida; Malvales; Malvaceae.
AAGGCGUAAACACUGGAGCUGGCUCUCUGGGUUCCCAGAAACCUCGUUCUUUCCUCAUUUUCAUCCUUGCAGUUGCGGCAUCCAUUCUCAAUACUUAUAAAGAUGAAUGUCGAGAAGCUCAUGAAGAUGGCUGGUGCUGUCCGCACUGGUGGAAAGGGUAGCAUGAGAAGAAAGAAGAAGGCUGUCCACAAGACUACUACCACUGAUGACAAAAGGCUGCAGAGCACCCUCAAGAGAAUAGGAGUGAAUGCUAUUCCUGCAAUUGAGGAAGUCAACAUAUUCAAGGAUGAUGUUGUUAUCCAGUUUAUUAACCCAAAAGUUCAAGCUUCUAUUGCUGCCAACACCUGGGUUGUUAGUGGUUCACCUCAGACAAAGAAGUUGCAAGAUAUUCUCCCCGGAAUCAUCAACCAAUUGGGGCCAGAUAACUUGGACAACUUGAGGAAGUUGGCAGAGCAAUUCCAGAAGCAGGUACCUACUGCUGGUGCUGAAGCAACCGCCACUCAAGAAGAGGAUGAUGAUGAUGUUCCACAACUUGUGGGUGGUGAGACGUUUGAAGCUGCAGCAGAAGAAGGCCAGGCUGCUAAAUAGUGCUUUUAGAGAUUUUUGUUGUGUUGUUUUGCAUGGAAUUGCAUUUUUGUCUUCCAAUUUAUUCUUGUCCUAGUUGAUACCCUCCCUGUGACUCACUGGAUAGUGUUACCUUACCCUAAUGUUUUGGUUCACAGCAAGUCUUCUAUUUUCUGA